This is a messenger RNA of Hansenula anomala, 1637 nucleotides long. RefSeq names its product Pfu1p (gene PFU1). The record is from RefSeq and is a predicted model, not a curated record. Bases 162 to 1553 code for a protein of 463 amino acids. Lineage: Eukaryota; Fungi; Ascomycota; Saccharomycetes; Phaffomycetales; Wickerhamomycetaceae. The transcript has a single exon.
CUUCAAGGUGUUAAUCAGCUUUAGAUUUCCUAGUUCAACGGUCUUUCUCGUACUAAUAUAGCUGCUGCUUUAUUCCCUAUUUACACCCACGUUACAGGUAUUUUUUUUGGUGCUUUAAAUCAAAAAGUCCUUCUCUGGUGGCUAAAUUAUUGGAAUUGACAAUGGCUAACAAGAGAAGACCAAAGAAGGCCAGGGUCCCCUACAGACGUUAUGGGCCUGGUGGUGUCAUAAUCAGGAGUGACAACAAUAACAAAACACAUGGUUCAAGUGAUGAUGAAGACGAAGAAGAGGAAGAAGUCAAACAAAGUGACGUUGUGAAGAGUGGCCACUAUGAUUUAUCUUCAACUAGUGCCUACUCUUCAACUUGGCCUGUUUCUAAAUUUCAAAAGAUUGAUGUAUUGAAAUUUGCAAUCAUUGGUGAAAAGAUCAAAAAAGGUGAAUUGGUUGAAUUCCCUGUUGAUUUUGGACAUUCAAAUCAUCAAAAUAUGACCAGCACUGAUGACAAAAAUCUUAAAUUACCAGUUGAGAUCUUACAUUUGAUUCUAAAAUAUGUGGAAAAGAUAGAUCCUAAAUACUUAAGGGUUUGUAAGCUGUUUUAUCAUCUUUAUGCACCAAUUUUAUAUGAAAGACCACAAUUAGAUUCCUAUAAUUUUUUCCAAUUUGUGGAAACUCUAAGUUCAAUCAAAAAUAAAGUUGGUAAACUCGUUAAAGUUUUAGAUUUAUCAACAAUUAUCCAAAGUGGUAAGAAUUCAUAUGUUUCUAAAUUGCUUAGAAGAUGCUCAGCUAAUUUGGAAGUAUUUGUGGCACCUCAAACGAGUUUUGGUUAUGCACCAUUAGUUAGUUUGAGAGGUUGCAAAAAAAUAAAAGUUCUUGAUCUAAGACUUGUCAGUGAAACAAUGAAUUUGAAGGAAUUAUUUUAUUCAAUCAAAAACUCAACAGAUUUAACCCACUUGUCAUUUCCAAGAUCUUCUAUAACAUGUGAAACCUAUGAUGAUACAUUUUGGCCUCCAAAUCUAUGGUACUUGAGAUUAAGUGGUGGUAUAUCAGAUGAUUUCAUAAUGAGUUCAACUUUACCAAAAUCAAUCACAAGAUUAGAAUUUGCCCAUUGUCCAUUAUUGAAAGAAUUUGCCAUGUAUCAACUAUUGGCAAAAUUUGGUGAAAAUUUAACACAUUUAUCAAUCCAAUAUCCAAUGCCAGGAUUAAAUGAACAAUCAAUGGAUUAUAUCUUUACAUAUUGUCCAAAUUUACUUUUUUUACAAGUCACUGUGGAUUAUUGUUCGAGAUUUUUAUUUUCAGAGGAUUUAUUGCCAAAAUUAUUCAACAAAGAGAGACCUUUGAAAACAUUAUGGAUUGAUUCAAGUGGUGCAUUGGGUCAAGGUACUAAAAUCCAUCCUGAUGAUUUAACAAUUGCCCUGAUGGAGGAUAGACUACCAUGCUUGAAGAAUAUUAGAAUCACUUCAAAAUUAGGAUGGGAUCUAAACAGUGAUGAUGUUGGUGAUUUAAUCAAUGUUCUUGAAGAACGUGAUGGUGGACUUUACAUCAAUUAUCAUUAAAAAAUCAGCUUCUCCUUUCAUUUUUUUAUGAAACUUUUUCAUAUUUUUACACAAUUUACCCCUUUUUACGACGUUAUGACUUCC